Pyricularia oryzae 70-15 is the source of this 1165-nucleotide messenger RNA. Its product is annotated as proteasome component PRE3. Lineage: Eukaryota; Fungi; Ascomycota; Sordariomycetes; Magnaporthales; Pyriculariaceae. Gene Ontology annotation, molecular function: threonine-type endopeptidase activity. The record is from RefSeq and is a predicted model, not a curated record. The coding region runs from base 147 to 833 and encodes 228 amino acids. The transcript has 6 exons. Gene Ontology annotation, cellular component: proteasome core complex.
CUCCAAACGUCACAACCCUCCGCCCUCCACUCCCAGCUAUUACAAUCCAUUCAACCACGAUUUUAUCAGCACCCAACGAGGCCUCACUGCUGAUUGACGACCGAGACGAACCACGACCACUACGCCGAACACACGAAGCAGUCACAAUGGAGUUUGGCAACUCAGGGAUGCUCAACGAAGAUGGUGUCCAUAUCGAUAUGGACAGGCUGAAGAAGGGAGAGGUCAACCUAGGAACUUCGAUUAUGGCUGUCACAUUCAAGGAUGGUGUCAUUCUGGGAGCCGAUUCACGCACAACCACCGGCGCAUACAUCGCAAAUCGAGUCACAGACAAGCUCACGAGGGUGUCUGACACCAUUUGGUGCUGUCGAUCCGGGUCGGCUGCCGACACGCAGGCCGUCGCCGACAUUGUCCAAUACCAACUGGGGCUGUUCCACAUGACGAACGGCAAGCCCCCAACAACGCAGACCGCCGCGGCCAUCUUCCAAGAGAUCUGUUACUCAAACAAGGACCGGCUGUCAGCAGGUCUUAUCAUCGCAGGCUGGGACGAGCGACACGGCGGCCAAGUCUACUCGAUCCCGCUCGGCGGCUCCCUACACAAGCAGGCAUAUGCGAUUGGCGGCUCGGGCUCAACCUACAUCUACGGAUACUGUGACGCGAACUGGCGGGAGGGUAUGGAGGAGGCUGACGCCGUUCAGUUCGUCAAGGGUGCAUUGGCAGAGGCCAUCAAGUGGGAUGGCAGCUCCGGCGGUGUUAUCCGCAUGGUCGUGUUGACGGCCAAGGGUGCCGACAGGCAUCUGUACCUCCCUGACGAGGGCUACACUGUCAAGCACUAGAUCUGCGUCGGAAAAGGGGACUGAUGAACGGUUCAUUGUGGAGGGGGAGACUGAAGUUGGGAGGAACCUAGGCUUUGAUGACCACUGGGCUUCCUCUUGUACCAACAUGACAUUAUGGUAGACUUGCGGGAUGAUCUUGCAGGGGCACAUUUACUUUUUAAUGAAGUCCAAAGAGUGAUGGGUUGGGAUGACAACCAGAUAGAUCCGUUCACCCCCUCUUCAAAAAGACACAAGAGAGGUUCUUCUUCCGUCCCCUGUAAUGAUCAGGUGAUAUUGUGUGGAUGUCCGCAUGCCAAGAAUUCUACGUAGCAAGCUGGGUACGGAGUUCGGAG